ACUACUACACACAUAAUGCGGAGUACGUAAGGACUGAUAGCGAACACAGCAACAGUAGCGAGAGCAAACUCAUAUAACUACGUAUCUUCAUGCACAGAAAAUCUAGCUUUUUUUUAUUUGAAUUUCCUCAUAAAAACCUGAUAAAACCCUAAAAUUUCUAGGUUUCUUUUUCUGUAAAAAACAGUUUUAUGUUGAUGAGGAAGAAGGGAAGAAGAGGCUUAUUUGGUGGACAAAGAGAUUACAGUCAUGACGAUGAAGGAUUAGUAGGAUCAGUCCACGACACAGAAUUAGACGACGGUAGCCAUUUUAGUAUUACCGGAGAAAUUCUGCCUUCUCUUGGUGCAAAACCUGCUCGCUCUCAUCAACUACUCCGCCCUUUUAUCAUCUCUCCCUUUGAUCCUCAUUACAGAAAAUGGGAGAAGUUUUUGGUGUUUUUAGUGUUUUAUACAGCAUGGGCGUCACCGUUUGUGUGCGGUUUUCUUGAAAAGCCGACACUGCCACUUACUGUGAUUGAUAAUGUUGUGAAUACAUUUUUUGCAAUAGACAUUGUGUUGACAUUCUGCGUCGCUUACCUUGAUAAAUCUUCUUAUCUUCUUAUUGAUAAUCGAAAGAAAAUUGCUCUGAAGUAUGCUAAAACUUGGUUUUUCUGUGAUGUUAUCUCCACCAUUCCUUCUGAACUUGUCCGUACUCUGCCUGAUAGAAUUCAGAAAUAUGGCUACUUUAUCAUGGUUUUUCGCCUCUGGCGUAUCUGGAGAGUCAGUCGCUAUUUCGCUAGGUUGGAGAAAGAUAGGAAGUUUAACUACAUUUGGAUUCGAUGCUUGAAGCUUAUAUGUGUUACCCUCUUUGUAAUUCACAUUGCAGGUUGCUCCUAUUAUUUUCUUGCUGAAAUUUAUGGUAAUCCAUCAAGGACAUGGCUUGGGUUAGUUUGGCAAGAUUAUCGUAAGCAGAAGCUGUGGGUUCGUUAUGUGACAUCACUCUACUGGUCCAUAACCACACUUACUAACACUGGCUAUGGUGAUAUACAUGCAGUAAAUGAAUUUGAGAUGAUAUUUGUUAUGUUGUACAUGUUGUUUGAUCUUGGACUGACUUCAUAUCUGAUUGGAAAUAUGACCAACUUGGUUGUCCAUGCAACUGGUCGGACAAGGCAAUUUAGAGAUACGAUCAACGCUGCGUCGAGCUUUUCACAGAGGAAUCAGCUUCCUGUUGGGUUGCAAGAUCAAAUGAUUGCUCAUUUGAGUUUAAAGUACAGAACUGACUCAGAGGGCCUGCAUCAGCAAGAGACAAUUGAUUCCCUUCCAAAGGCCAUUCGGUCAAGCAUUAAAAGCCAUCUCUUCAACUCAUUGGUGAAUGAGGUGUACUUGUUUCGAGGGGUAUCAAAGGACUUGCUUUUCCAAUUGGUUGCUGAGAUGAAAGCAGAGUACUUCCCUCCCAGAGAAGAUGUGAUUUUACAGAAUGAGGCACCCGCAGACAUGUAUAUAUUGGUGACUGGUGCUGUGGAACUUAUUGUGAAAACGAAUGAAAUAGAGCAGGUUAUCGGUGAGGAGAAAACAAGAGGAGCUGUCAUGGGUGAGGUUGGGUUGCUAUGUUACCGGCCACAAAUGUUUACAGUUCGGACCAAAAGAUUGAGUCAGCUGCUGCGUAUGAACCGCACUGCAUUUUUAAGUAUCGUGCAAUCAAAUGUUGGAGAUGGAAGGAUAAUUAUGAACAAUCUUCUUCAGCAUUUGACAGAGUUGAAGGAUCCAAUGAUGGGAGGAAUAUUAGCAGAGAUACAGCAAAUGCUGGCUCGUGGGAGAAUGAAGCUGCCUCGUGGGAGAAUGAAGCUGCCUCUUACGUUGUGCUUUGCAGCUAUGAGAGGCGAUGACCUACUGUUGCAUCAGUUGCUAAUACGAGGUUCAGAUCCAAAUGAAUUGGACAACAAUGGGCGAACUGCUUUGCACAUUGCAGCUUCAAAUGGGGCUGAGCAUUGUGUAAUGCUCCUUCUAGAGUACGGAGCAGAUCCUAAUAUGAAAGACUCACAAGGCAAUGUUCCUCUUUGGGAAGCGUUGCUGGGUAAACAUGAAUCUGUGGUUAAACUUCUUGGUGACAAUGGUGCCACCUUAUCCUGUGGAGAUGUGGAUCAAUUCGCAUUGGCAGACAUUGAGCAAAAUAACUUGGAUUUGCUAAAAGAGAUUGUAAAUUGCGGUGGAGAUGUGACACGCCCCACAAGCAGCGGAACAAUACCACUUCAUACUGCAAUUUCCGAUGGAAAUAUUGAAAUGGUCAAGUUCCUUUUAGAACAAGGGGCUGAUGUUGAUACUCCUGAUGUAGAUGGAUGGACAGCAAGGGAUUUAGCAGAUCAUCAGGGCCAUGAAGAAAUUCAAGCUUUGAUCCAAAAUACGCAGACGAAGGAAAAAAAGCAUGUUCCGACAAUUCCAAAGCAGCAGGGAGUGACAUAUCUGGGGAAGCAUAUAGUAAAGCAUAGUAGUGAACCCACAAUUUCAAUUUUAAACGCUGAUUCUAUGUCAUCUACUCCUAGAACAAUCAGGCCUAAUAGUUGCCAGAGGAGAAGGGUUGACAGUUUUAACAAUUCACUUUUCGGCUUCAUGUCUGGUGCAAAUGCCUCUGAAGUGAUUCCAUCUGCAAGUGAUGGCGCUGCUAGUUUUCCAAGUUUGAAGUAUCCAGGCAGAGUGACUAUUAGUUGUCCAGAAAAAGGUGCAUUUGAAGGGAAGCUUGUUCUGUUGCCAAAAUCGCUUGAUGAGCUAUUAGCGAUUGGAGCCAAAAAAUUUGGAUUCUCAGCCACCAAAAUUCUUACCAAAGAAGGGGCUGAGAUUGAAGAUAUAGAGCUCAUUAGAGAUGAUGAUCAUCUUGUUCUUGUUAGCAGUAGAGCCACUGGAAUACAAAGAUUUCGAGAUUUUAAGCAUAGGAACAUAGCAUACACUUGGUAGGUUUAGUUAUCUUGUUCAUAUUCUCUCUCUGUACAAAAUUCACGAGAAGUAGUCUAAAUGUAUACAUAGUUAUACAAGUAGAAUAGAAGAUUCUAGGCUCUGUGCAAAAGUAGGGAAUAUAGAGAUGAAAUAAUGAUCAUUGUUACUCAAAGAAGAGGUUUGGAUCAUCCAUGGUAAGAAGUAAUGAAUG
Mercurialis annua (annual mercury) is the source of this 3114-nucleotide messenger RNA. RefSeq names its product potassium channel AKT1-like. The coding region runs from base 189 to 2924 and encodes 911 amino acids. The transcript is spliced from 12 exons. Gene Ontology annotation, biological process: transmembrane transport; potassium ion transport. The record is from RefSeq and is a predicted model, not a curated record. NCBI's taxonomy places the organism in Eukaryota, Viridiplantae, Streptophyta, Magnoliopsida, Malpighiales, Euphorbiaceae. Gene Ontology annotation, molecular function: protein binding; voltage-gated potassium channel activity. Gene Ontology annotation, cellular component: membrane.